AAAAAGAGGAAGAGCUCUGACAGUGUGCAAGUUGUUUUUUCUCCUGUCGUGGUUAAAUGUACUGCAUGGAGGACACACAGGUGGCCAGGACCAUAGAGCUGAAUGAUGGCACACGAAUGCCAGUUUUGGGUCUGGGGACAUGGAAGUCCUCCCUCCUUCCCCGCACCUCAAUCCAGGGUGCAGUAGAGGCUGCCAUUGCAGCCGGCUACCGCCACAUAGACACCGCCUACAGCUACUGCAACGAGGUGGACAUUGGGAAAGCUCUGCGCUCAAAGAUGCAGCAGGGCAUCAUCAGACGAGAGGACAUGUUCAUUGUCAGUAAGCUGUGGGGUACCUUUCAUGCCCCAAAAGACAUCCCCGUGUGCCUGAACAAGUCCUUGAAUGACCUCCAGCUGGACUACCUGGAUCUUUACCUUGUGCAUUUCCCUGUUGGCCUAAAGAAAAUGGGUGAUGAGCUUUUCCCAGAGAAGGAUGGGGAGACACUGACCUCUGACAUAGACUAUGUAGAUGUAUGGAGGGGGAUGGAAGCCCUGCAAGCCUCAGGGAAGGUGAAGAGCAUUGGUGUGUCCAACUUCAACAUCCUGCAGCUGGAGAGACUUCUUGCUCUGUGCACGGUCCCCCCUGCUGUCAAUCAGGUGGAGCUACAUCCCUACCUGGUACAGACAGAGCUAAUAGAGUUCUGUAAAUCCAAGAACAUCGCCCUGACCGCCUUCAGCCCCUUUGGCUCACCUGAAAGACCCCCACAGCUGCUCAUUGGAGACACUGAUCCACAUAAGCUCCUGGAGGACCCAGUCAUAGCAGAAAUAGCCGGGAAGCACAGACGUAGCCCUGCACAGGUAUUGCUGAGGUACCAUGUGCAGCAGGGUAUUGUCGUCAUCCCCAAGAGUGACAAGCCUCAUCACAUCCUUGAAAACACAAAGAUCUUUGACUUUAGUCUGACUGAAGAGGACAUGAGAGCACUGAGAGGAUUGGACCGGGGGUGGAGGGGCUGCCUAAUCGAAGACCUCAAGUCUCAUCCCUACUACCCCUUUGUAUGAUGCUGCCUGGAGAGCGGAGACUAAAGACAGCAUGUAAUGUAAAUAAUCGAUGACUUGUUUACCAAAUAAUGAUAAACUGUGAAAGUGAAGACAAAUCUGAAGAUGGUUCAGUUUCCCAAUGUCAAUGUGAUGAAUGUGGCCAAAUAAUACCAGAGCAUCGAUAAGCUCUUUUAUAUUUCACCGUAAUUUCUACAUUUUCUAAUGUUCUCUUGUGAUGGAAUAAAACUUAAAUACAAUAAUAAA
Messenger RNA from Thunnus maccoyii (southern bluefin tuna), 1280 nucleotides. RefSeq lists its product as uncharacterized. Gene Ontology annotation, cellular component: cytosol. NCBI's taxonomy places the organism in Eukaryota, Metazoa, Chordata, Actinopteri, Scombriformes, Scombridae. Bases 57 to 1037 code for a protein of 326 amino acids. The transcript has 10 exons. Gene Ontology annotation, molecular function: aldose reductase (NADPH) activity. The record is from RefSeq and is a predicted model, not a curated record.